AUGACGAGGCUCGGUCCCUUGACCGCGCAGGCCCUGGGCCGCUCACCAUUCGACGACGUGGUGGAUGGUGAAGGCGAGAACGACCCCCGCGCACCCAUACAGCAAUACGACAACCGCGGGCGCCCGAUUAACCCCGAAACGAAACGAAUGAACCGCGACAUGGUCCGCUCUCACAACGAGGUGAUGCAGGUUAUUGGCGUCGCAGAGCCAGACAACACCCCCUCCUCCGCAGAGGUCGACUCCGUACGGCGAUACUUCAACUAUGAAGAUGCUGUCGGUACGCGGCUGUUGCGGUUUGGGCGAGCUCUGGAAAUCGCCGGCGUCUGGGGCAUCAACGGCAUGCGACUGCGCAUCCUCCUGUACAAGCGCUACGCCGACAUUUCCUUCUUUGAGCUUCUUCAACAUGAGGGGAAACAACGCUCAUUAUCAAGCGCCCUUCUGACCGGUUUACCAACCUUUCUUGGCGGUCACGUCUUUAAGAUGGCCACGUACUGGUUCUACCCCUUCCCACGGAAGAACCGCUACAUUAACACUGCUCUGUCAUACAUUCGCGUGCAUCUGCAACUCUAUGUCUUCCUCCAAAGGCUAGAUAUCAUCCCCUCCGGUAAAUGGUUUCCAUCGCUGAGUUUCUUCGUCCCCGGAUCACCCUCGUCUCCCAUUGCAGCUCCGGCACCUCCCAAAGACUUAAGCAUAGCUUCGCUGGCGCAGUACGCCGGUGCAUGGUGUGUGAAUGCCAUCCCGUUCGCAUCAUAUGUCAUCUGGGGUCAGAUCUGGACAGAGGUUACUGGUCAUCUAUGGCAGGAGUUUUAUGGACGACUGCCGAACACAGUGCACCAUCGCAAGCCUCCACCGCUACUACCCCCGCCUUCAGCGCCGAUCCAGGAGACUACAGAGCUGGUGCCUGAUAUAGAACCAUUGCAGCCUGAGCCCCUUUCUGAGACUGGACACGAGGAAGCCCCUGAGGAGAUCCCUCUCGAAGCGGAUUCACCCAACGAAGCCCCGAUCCAGGCAGUCCGUCGACCGAGCGCAUUUUCCGCCCGCGGAGAUGACUAUGGCAGCGAUGACGAAGAGGAUGGGGGCGUCAGUGCAACUCUGAUCAGCUUCGACGUUGAAGCCACAGACUCGACCGACGCCCCCCCGGGAUUGUGGUCCGCCGAGCUGCGGCCAAGCACAGGCCCCGAAGGCUCCGGCUACGGCGCCUCGGUGCAGUACAUGGACACUAUGCUGACCAGACUACCAGCUUGCUUGGCCUCUGACAUCUUCACCGUCAUCUCAGGUUAUGUCUUGGUUUCGCCCUACGAAGCUGUCGCGUUGCGGCUGGUGGCCAGGUCCUACCGCGAGCGGAUGGGCCUCCCCACUUUUGACAUCCACGACACCAACAUCUUCAGCGGCAUGACGAUGAGGGGUGUUACAAACUUCCUCGCGCUGGAAUUUCUCCAUCUGGUGAUUGCAGGCGAGCUGUGGGCGCUUAUUACGGGGCUUGCUCAGUGGUUCCAUCUGACAGAGGAAGAGUGGAAGCUUUUCAAUGAAAUUGAGGAGGCUGAGGCGGCGGAAGAACGGAGACGACAAGGGCAAGUCUGA
Colletotrichum spaethianum is the source of this 1581-nucleotide messenger RNA. RefSeq lists its product as uncharacterized. NCBI's taxonomy places the organism in Eukaryota, Fungi, Ascomycota, Sordariomycetes, Glomerellales, Glomerellaceae. The record is from RefSeq and is a predicted model, not a curated record. The transcript is spliced from 2 exons. Bases 1 to 1581 code for a protein of 526 amino acids.